Rhincodon typus (whale shark) is the source of this 423-nucleotide messenger RNA. RefSeq names its product 60S ribosomal protein L23-like. Gene Ontology annotation, biological process: translation. The transcript has a single exon. NCBI's taxonomy places the organism in Eukaryota, Metazoa, Chordata, Chondrichthyes, Orectolobiformes, Rhincodontidae. The record is from RefSeq and is a predicted model, not a curated record. Gene Ontology annotation, molecular function: large ribosomal subunit rRNA binding; structural constituent of ribosome. Gene Ontology annotation, cellular component: cytosolic large ribosomal subunit; ribosome.
AUGUUUAAGAGGGGAUGUGGUAGUUCAUCUAGAGCGAGAUUUCACAUCACCCUUGGUCUCCCCUUGGGGAUUAUGAUCAACUGUGUUAAUAAUACAGGGGCCAAAAACCUGUACAUCAUCUCUGUCAUAGUCCGUUCAAAUGUCUCUUGAUGCCUAUGAGCCAUUCUUGUUGGUGACAUGAUCAUGGGAACUGUAAAGAAAGACAAACCAGAGCUCAGGAAAAAGGUGCAUCCAGCAGUAGUGAUACAGCAACGGAAAGCUAACCAGAAUAAAGACUGGGUGUUUCUCUACUUCAAAGACAAGGCAGGGGUGACAGUAAAUAACAAAGGAGAAGUGAAAGGCUCUGCAAUCACAUGCCCUGUUGCCAAGGAAUGUGCGGAUCUGUGGCUCAGCAUCGCCUCCAAUGCUGGGAGCAUUGCAUAA